AAUUAUAGCUCCAAAAAAGAAAGUAAGAAAAAAAGAAUAAAAUCCGUGUAAAGAUAAUUUGAAAACGAAUACAUUCCCGAGUCUUAAAAUUUUUUAAAUCGUUUUUUCGCAGAAAUAUCGAUUGUUGAACUUUUCGAUUGUCUGAUGUCUGCUACAUUCACACUCAUAAAAGUAUAAACUUAUACUUUAUAUUUUGGUUAUUAAUAAAAAUUUUAUAUAACAAAUAUGAAAAAUAAUUUUAUCAUUGUAAUGAAAUAAAAAAAUAUAUAAAAAGUCAUUAUUAGAAAGUAAGUUCUGAAACAAUCAGAAACAAAAGAAUAUAUAAGUAAAUUUACUUAAAUCUAUCGGGUCAUUGAUGACAGAAGAAAAGAAUUCAUAAAAAUGUCAGGUUAUGCAAGUGAGGAUGAAAUUCAAAAACUGAGAGCCGCAAUUACAAAAGGUGAUGAAGAUGAGGUACGUAAAUUUUUAAGCGGCUUUCAAGAACAAGAUAAAAUAUUGUCAGCAAUAUUAAAGUGGGAUGAAGGUUAUGAUUUUUUACGGGUGUCAUUGAAAGAAAAAUGGCGGGAAAUAGGAAUAUUGCUUUUAAAACACGGCGUCGAAGUUAAUAAAAUAAAUUGCAGACAAACUCACAACUCGCCUCUAUUCUGGGCAAUUUUAAACGAAGACAUUGAAAUAGUUGAGAUGAUAAUCGCAAAAGGAGCGGAUGUUAAUUACAAAAAUUCUUCCGGUAAAUUGGCUAUUUUUGGGGCCGUUGAAAAAAACAACCAAGAGUUGGUUAAUUUAUUAUUAGCUCAGAAAAAUGUUGUCGUUAAUUCUAAAAAUAUAUAUGUGCCUCUUGAAGCCGCUGCUAAAGUCGGAAACCAAAAGAUAUUUGAUUCACUUGUCCGUCAGGGUGCGACUGCCAACACAAGUUACAGUCCUGGUGAAACCAUUUUCCAAAUUGCUGUCGAACGCGGGUACUUGAGUACAGUAAAAAAUAUUUUAAAUGAACAUUCAAAUCUUCAUGAAGACAUUGGAAAUAAAAAUUUACUCGCGUCUGCAAUAAUUGGCUGCGGAGAUGAAUACAAGGAAAUUGUAAAUCUUCUUACCGAUCACGGUUUUGUAGUUGAUCCUGAUUACAUAAAUAACAAUAAAUUAGUUGCUGCUGCUGUUUACAAUAAAUAUUAUAAAAUAACUGAAGAUCUUUUAAAAUUAGGCGCUGCAGUUAACGUUGUAAGCGAUUUCCACAAAAGUACACCUUUGAGAAUAGCUUGUGAAAAAAAUUCUGAAGAUUUUGUUAAAUUGUUACUCAAGUAUGGAGCUGAUGUAAAUUUUAAAGGCCAAUAUAAUAUGACUGCUUUAUAUGAGGCCGUCAGAAAUUCAUACUUCGAAAUAACUAAAUUACUCUUAGAUAAUAACGCAACUAUUGGUGACCAAGGUCUUUUGCACAACGCGGUGUUAAGAGGAUCCACAGAAAUCGUAAGAAUUCUACUUGACCGCGGCGCUAAUAUACACGGUAUAAAUUCCUAUGGUAUGUCAGCACUACACCGCGUUACAUAUAUCACUGAAUGGAAUAAAACCAAAGAAGGCGUCGAAAUAGCCAAGUUACUUUUAGCUAGAGGCGCGAAUUUAAAUUUAAAAAAUCAAGAUGGUGAAACACCAGUUGUUUGUGCUGUCAAAAAUGAAAGAAGUCACAUUUUAAAAGUAUUCAUUGACAACAUGGAACACGUUGACAAUCCUUGUGUUAAUGAUAUGCCACUGCUGCAUUACGCAUCCUCACUUGGAAAAGCUCAAUGUGUGAGAGCUAUUCUCAAGUGCAAAGCAAAGGUUAAUCAUCCGACAAAAGUAACUCUUAAAACGCCCCUUCAUUUUGCUGUAUCCUCAAAUAAAGUCUGUGAAAUUUUGAUUAAAGUAAAUGCUAACGUUAAUGCUAAAGACUGGAAGGGUAGAACUCCGUUACAUUAUUGUAUACUAGAAAAAGCUGAUUUAGAUGUAGUUGAAACACUUCUUAAAAAUAAUGCCGAUGUUGACUGUUUGGACGAAGAUGAAUUGACGCCUUUAGUUAUGGCCGGUAAGACUAAUCGCCCGGAAUAUAUCGAUAUUCUUUUAAAAUAUCAAGCUGAUGUUAAAUCUGUUUCUCAAAGCGGUAAGACGGCUCUACAUUAUUUUUCUAAGCGCGUUAAUGAGGUUGGAUUCAGAAAGUUAUUGAGUUAUAAUGCUGAUGCCGAUAAAGAAUGGGUCAAAAAUCGAAGCCCUUCUUCGUACUUUGUAAACGUUCAUCGGUAUUACCGAAAUUAUAAUAAUAAUCAUCAACGAAAUAACCGACGGUUAUCACAAGCUGAAAUUAUUGAAAAAUUACAGCAGUGUAAAAGUAUUAUUAGAUGUCACGCAGCGCACAUAGCUAGACUUUAUGUACUUGACUAUUUUGUUAAAGCAAAAGAAUCGAUGUGGGACAAAGCAAAAGAAACUGAAGACAAAUUGAACACUGAAUUUUGUAAUGACGUUAAAAUCAUUCCUAAAAACUUCCUAGUUUCGUGUAAAGAAGAACUGAAUAAGAUGAAAAGAGAAAGAAUUGGUACUAGUGGUGUUAAAUUUUUCUCUUUGUUUGAAAGAUCAAAUCAUCAGAUCGCGAGAUUAGCGCAAAAUGAGAGCAUCGAACAAGUUUUCAAAUCUGAUGUUAUGAAGGACAAGUUUCCAGUUUACAAUGACAUGCUGGAGGCACGAAUUAAAUUGGCAUUACACAGAAAAGAAAUUAUUGAUAAAGAUGAGGAGUCUUGUAUUUAUGCGUUUUUUGGAGGCGUGCCUCAAAAUUGUUGCGAAGAAAUUUUUGAUUAUUUAGACACUAAAAGUUUGAAUAAUUUUAUCACCGCGAGUAAAACUGCUGUAAAGUUACGAGAGUUUAAACCGCCGAGAAGUAAAUCUGGUCCUCGAGUUAAGAGAAUGAGAAAAGUUUAAUCUUUUAUUUUUUUUAUCAAUGGUCGCUACUUAAAUGUGUGAUUUUCUAUAUUUACAUUCCAUGACACUAGUUAAUUAUUCACAUGAAUAAUUAAUAUCAUUUAUCAAUAGUAAAUACUAUUUAUUAUUUUAAAAUAAAAAAAAAUUAUUUUUAACUAAAAAAUGUAUAAAAUUACAAAUAUUUUCUCAAGUAUACUUGUAACGUACAUUAAUUUUUAGUAUGCAAGUAUCUUAAGUUUGUAUCCGUAUAAAAAAAAAUCUAAACUUCAAAAAGUGACACAACGGAUUUUUCUUAAACGAUUUUUCAACUUCUGAAAAUACAGAAAGGAAAACAAGACUUGUUACUAAAAAUCAAAAUUUUUAGACUCUUUUGUAAACUUUUUUUGAUUCUCCGUUAAAAGUGAUGAAUUUUAUUAUUUUUUCAGCGCGAAAUACUGUCAGUUUUUCAAAAUUUGAAAAAAGUUUGAUGUUGUGUCAAAUUUUGAAGUUUAGAAUAGCUACCGCGUUUUCAAUAAUUUUCUUACGGAAUAGUAUUAAUAAGUUUGUUCUUUUUUUUUCUUUGAUGUAAAAAUAACCUGAUUUUUAUAUUUACUUAACUUUAUUUCAUCUAAUUAUUUAAAUUAGAGAAUAAUAUGUAAACAAAUUCCAUAAUUAAAUGGGAUAUAUAUUUAAUACUUCACUAAAACCAUUAAUUUUUAUGAUGACUUAAAUGAUUAGAUAAGUUUUGAGUCAUAAAUUAUUAUUUCAUAUGAUCAUUCAUCAAGAGGUUGGAAGGUUCAUAAAUAUCACUUAUUUUUUUAAAAAUGUCUGAUAUAUUAUUUUCAUCUGCUGUCUAUAAUAAGGACAAUAUAUAUGUAAUAUUUAUGUCUCAAAUGUUAUUAGUUUAAUGUUAAAAAAAUAUUUUUAUAC
Messenger RNA from Microplitis mediator, 3843 nucleotides. Its product is annotated as ankyrin-3-like. The transcript is spliced from 2 exons. Gene Ontology annotation, molecular function: protein binding. The record is from RefSeq and is a predicted model, not a curated record. NCBI's taxonomy places the organism in Eukaryota, Metazoa, Arthropoda, Insecta, Hymenoptera, Braconidae. The coding region runs from base 382 to 2934 and encodes 850 amino acids.